AUGGACCGUCUCGACUUCGUCCACGCGCUGUUCGUAAGAGCUCUUGGAGACAGGCUUUACCUCGCGCCUCUUGAAACGGAGAAGAUCCAAAAGAUUCUGGAUAUCGGAACUGGGACCGGUAUUUGGGCUAUGGAAAUCGGUGACAUUUUCCCGAACGCCGAGGUGAUUGGCAACGACCUCAGCGCUAUCCAACCCGAGUGGGUUUCACCCAAUGUCAAGUUCGAAAUCGACGACGUCGAAAGCCCAUGGAUCGACGACAGAAAGUACGACUACAUCAUGUGUCGCUGCAUGGCUGCUUGUCUCGCAGAUUGGCCGAAGCUCAUGCAAAACAUUUACGAGUGUGACGAUGGAACUCUCACGGAAGAGCACUAUUUCCGUCAGUGGAACAAGACCCUUGUUGAAGCAAUUGCCUCAAUUGGGCGCGAGCCCUCGCCUGGUCCUAAGCUCGAGGGAUGGGUCCGUAACACUGGGUUCCAAAGGAUCAACCAUUCAAAGGUCAAGAUCCCAUUGGCACCUUGGCCAAAAGAUCCCUUUUACAAGGCCCUGGGGACAAUGAACUUGACGCAAGUUCUAGAUGGUCUUGAGGGGUUCACGAUAAGGGUAUUCUGCGGAGUCCUUGGACAAACGCAGGAAGAGGCACAAGUCAUGAUGGCCGCGGUGCGCAAUGAGCUCAAGAAGCUCCACUCUUUUCACUCACAGUUUGACUUCCACAUUGUCUAUGCGCAGAAGCCUCUGGAAGAGGAUGAAUGA
Colletotrichum siamense is the source of this 750-nucleotide messenger RNA. RefSeq names its product Secondary metabolism regulator LAE1. Bases 1 to 750 code for a protein of 249 amino acids. The transcript is spliced from 6 exons. The record is from RefSeq and is a predicted model, not a curated record. Gene Ontology annotation, molecular function: methyltransferase activity. Lineage: Eukaryota; Fungi; Ascomycota; Sordariomycetes; Glomerellales; Glomerellaceae.